UUGGACCCUCUCGGCCAGCAACGAUCGAUGACAACUACGACGGUGACAACAACAACUACAACAACAACAACAACAACAACAACAGCAGCAGCAGCAGCAGUAGCAACAACAGCAGCAGCAGCAGCAGCGACGACAACAACAACAACCACAGCAGCGGCAACGGCUACGAGCAUGCAAAGCAGUACGGGCAAUAGCUGCAUGAUACAGUCGGUGACAGUUUCCGACGCCAAUACGACCACAACGAUCAAUAAUGCAGGUGUCGCUCCGAUCGGCGGACAUCUCUUGGCCAUGGGCGGCCAUGCUACGAGCGGUAGUAACACCUGCGCAAAGCAUAAGGACGGCGAUCUGGUGGCGCUCGCAACGUUCGGAAGCGUUUGCGCCUCGUUGGGUAGUCAUCAAUCUGCAGCAGGGACAAUAGAAGCCUCACAAAUGUCUCAAGUAAACGUGCCAGGCACCACUGAGGUACGCUGCCUUCCACAUCUACAAACGCCGUACAUCACUAGUAGUGGUCUAGAGGUUGGCGUGGAACUCGAAGAAUUCUCGGCACAUCGAGGGCCUGCUGCCGGCUGUGGUAUGGGUGUCAUGACAAACACAGGUAGCGGAGUUGUUGUUCAGUCUGUGCCUAUUCACUAUUUGGCGGUGACCGCUCAGACGUUAGCAGUCACUAGGACGAAGCAGGGCGCUGGUGGUUCCCUUUCGGAUGGCCACGAUAACUCGGAUCCGUCCGACCAGGCAGGUGAGCUCGAAAUAGAGCAAGAUAGCCGAAGUUCGGUGGGAGGUUUCGGCGAGGACUCAGACAACAACGUCACAGCGGCUACGUUAACGACGGCGGUGGCCGCAGCCAACAGUUUCAACCACGCCAGCGUUAAUGAUAACCAGAAUUCGAUGGGUACCUUGACAAGGCAACAUGCAGCUGCCCAGAAACAGCUACAACAGCAUCAGCAGCUUCUUGCUGGCAGCGGUUUGGGUCUACCGGUUGGAGGACUCUGUAGUCGACAUCAGGCUAUGUUCGGCCAGUUCCCUCUAGACGUCCUGCCGCAACUGGCUCCCAUGCCGUCCUUAUCGAUGGCCGGUGGCGAACCCACCGACCUCAUCUCGCUGGGCCAGAACCUGAGCCAGCCACCACCCCCCCAUCCAUCGCACCCGUCGUCCCAUCCGGGAAAACAAAAUCAGCCAGUUGGUGGUCAUACGGUGACGAUCCCCACGUCUCAAAUGGAAAUCACCAGCCUUGAUGCCGCAGCGAUGGCGGCUGCUGCAGCCGUGGGCGCUCUGACCGGAUGCUCACCUCCGCAGCAGUCGGUUCCUUUGACCCUGCAAGCGCCUAUUGAUGGAAGUGGUACCGCCACCCACACCUUGCCACGACAUCACACGCAUACUCAGCAACAGCAGCAGACACAACUCGUAAAUGGAACGCUCCGAGGAGGGACGCUACUCUACGGUCCUUCAGGCACAAUGACUGAAGUCGUGCAGGAAUCGCAUCCACCGAGAAAUUCUGUUGGCCAAACCCAGUUGCCCCCUUCGAGUGCUGUUACAAGCCAACAGCAAAACAAUAGUCAAGUUCAAAAUCAGACCCAAACUCUGUCACCAUCAAUGCAAAACCAAAUUGUUGGUCAGUUUUCUGAAGCUUACACCACAACCUCGGAGAAAUUGGGAUCGAUGAACCAAACCCAGCUGGCUGCGAUGCAGGGUCAACUGGCGAUGACCGCCCCGGUUCCGAUUCCUACCUCAACAGCAGUGCUGCAUCAUCCUCUGCAGACAAGCACAGCUCCGCCGGCCACUGGCUGUACGUGAUAGCGCCUAGGCUCAACUUAUACUACUAGCAAUAUAUGUCAGCUGUGCGAAAAACCCGAAGACUAACCGGCAAGGAAUUUACCUAUCUGCCUAUUUAGGAAAAGCCGACAAUGUCCGACCUAGAUCCCGUAUAUAGUUGUUACUCCGCGACUAUAGCAUCUAGGCUCGAUGAUCUAGUGGCUGAUUAUCCACGUUUUCCAGUUUCUGCCACUGCUAGUAAAGCACAGACAAACAAAGCAACUGAUAAACAAAAAAAAUUGAGAAAAGGAAGGCCGCAAAAGGAACUGCAGAAAUCUACCGCGCGGGUAGGUUAGCUGACAAAUUGACGUUCUCAGCUCAGCGGUGGCCCGAGCCCGCACACUUGAACCUGGCACAACGUUGAUUGUCAGCGGAAAGCAAAUAAAAGAGACGGGAAACCAAAGCACCGAUGACGUUAAUGGGCAGAUAUUUGUAGAGACGAGCAGAUGCAGAUAGACGCUAACGGCAAGUCCAGUUGGCUGGCAACAGCCGCGUUUAUAGAAAUCUUUAGUAUGAAAUGAAGGUUGGCGCAGAAACAAAUCGGCUGUCCGCUUACGGCGAACCUAUACAAGAAGCGGUACCCUGUAAGUACCAUAUAAAAGACAGCGAACAUCAUACAAGUACUAGACAUCAAUCCGACUUGUUGUAGUGUUUGGGAAGGUGAAGGUUUUAACGAAUGAACUAACGGACAGAUUUAUAUGUAAUAGAGAACUUGAUUGUAUAGUUUAAAAGAAAGGAUCGUUCCAUAGGCUACUACAGUAACAUCAUGUACAACAGAGACACCUACAUAUAUAUAAAAAAAAAAA
Messenger RNA from Varroa destructor (honeybee mite), 2615 nucleotides. RefSeq lists its product as uncharacterized. The record is from RefSeq and is a predicted model, not a curated record. Lineage: Eukaryota; Metazoa; Arthropoda; Arachnida; Mesostigmata; Varroidae.